Messenger RNA from Mycosarcoma maydis (corn smut), 954 nucleotides. RefSeq lists its product as uncharacterized. The transcript has a single exon. Bases 1 to 954 code for a protein of 317 amino acids. Gene Ontology annotation, biological process: mRNA processing; regulation of mRNA splicing, via spliceosome. Lineage: Eukaryota; Fungi; Basidiomycota; Ustilaginomycetes; Ustilaginales. Gene Ontology annotation, molecular function: RNA binding. Gene Ontology annotation, cellular component: spliceosomal complex. The record is from RefSeq and is a predicted model, not a curated record.
AUGGGCGAUUCCUCGUACAGAGGCGUGUCAGCAGCGCAAGACUCCCGCUUCACUAACAAGGAAUCUAUUUUCCUUCGUAAGCUCAAAUUCCCUUCCACAUUCGACACCAAAGUCGACAUGACCAAAGUCGAGCUUUCCGUCUUAAAGCCAUGGAUUGCACGUCGAGUCACUGAUCUGCUUGGGUUCGAAGACGACGUGGUACUUGAGUAUGCUGCGGGAAUGUUGCAAGAGGAAAGGUUCCCUGAUCCAAAGAAGAUCCAGAUUCAAUUGAUGGGAUUUUUGGAGAGCCAAACGGCCGACUUCAUGGCUGAGCUGUGGGAGCUCUUAAUUUCGGCACAGGAGAGUCCAGGCGGAGUCCCGAAGCGGUUCGUGGAGGAGAAGAAGGAAGAGUUGAGGUUGAAGAGGGAGGAAGGCGAGAGGGUGGUGAGGGAGGCAAGGGAAAGAGCGAGGCGUGCAGCGGACGCAGCUGGAGCGGAUCAACCAGUCAAGAGGAGGUCCAGAUGGGAUACUGGUGCGCCAUCAACAUCCAAUGACCAACACGGGGAUACUCGACCGCCUGCACAUACAUCUAACGAUCCAAAUCGUAGAGACGAAUACCGUCGACGUGACGGCCCCAGUCGGAAUGAGUGGAACCGACGUCGAGGAAAUGAUCAAUACAGCGUCAACGGCCACGGCCGCAAUUGUGACCGCUACAGUAAUAGUUUGGGACCAACUCGAGACUCUGGAUGGGGAUCACGAGCCGCUCGAGAAGAUACGUCAUCUUCGCGUCACCCUCCGCCUCGUUCGCCUUCGCCCCCACCACGACGCAGACGACGAUCGCCAUCCCCCACCCCGCCGCGGCAACAAUGCCAACGGUCAAGGUCUCGUUCUCGAUCGAUCACACCCGACUACCGCGCUACUCUUCGCCAACGCAAGCAGCUAGCUCGACCGGAAAACCAAAAUGACGACCGCUAG